This is a messenger RNA of Mangifera indica (mango), 1880 nucleotides long. Its product is annotated as probable arabinosyltransferase ARAD1. The record is from RefSeq and is a predicted model, not a curated record. Gene Ontology annotation, molecular function: glycosyltransferase activity. NCBI's taxonomy places the organism in Eukaryota, Viridiplantae, Streptophyta, Magnoliopsida, Sapindales, Anacardiaceae. The coding region runs from base 64 to 1536 and encodes 490 amino acids. The transcript has 3 exons.
UUCAAGCCCAAACGAACAAAAACAAAAGCCAACGUCCAGCCAAUUCCACUAUGCUCUCAACUCAUGAACAGAAAAACAAAACCCACUUCGCCAUUUCCCUCUCGCUCUCCUCGCUCCUCGCUCAACUCAGCUCUAUCUGGCAAAGCCCAAUCGCUUUCCUUCUUUUCUCCUAUGGCGCGAAAAUCUUCCCUCCUCAAACGCCUCGUUAUACUUGCCAUCCUCUUGAUUUUCGCCGUUUUGGCCAUUGUCAACACCUUCUUCAACCCUACGCCGCCGCCGCCGGGCCUCCCCACCGACGAUGUCAAGCUCCCUUCCGAUGUCAAACAAAAACUUGAAAAUUUUCGAGGUCAAAACUCGAAAGUCAAAAUUUACAUGUACGAUCUUCCCAAAAAGUUCACUUACGGCAUCAUCGAGCAGCACGCUUUGGCGCGCGGGGGUUUAGUCCACUCGGAUGCUGACGUGUCGUCGUUGAAAUACCCGGGUCACCAGCACAUGGGGGAGUGGUAUUUGUUUUCGGAUCUGAAUCGACCUGAGGUGGAGAGGGUGGGGUCUCCGAUUGUGAAGGUAACGGAUCCCGAGGAGGCGGAUCUUUUCUUCGUCCCGGUGUUUUCUUCGUUGAGUUUGAUCGUGAACAAUGGUGGCGGGCCGGCGCCCGAAGAUGGGGCUCGUCGGUACAGCGACGAUGAGAUGCAGGAGGAGCUGGUAGAAUGGCUGGAGAAGCAGGAAUAUUGGAGGAGGAACAAAGGGUGGGACCACGUGAUUGUGGCGGGUGACCCGAAUGCCAUGUUGCGAGUCGUGGAUCGAUUGAAGAAUGCUGUGUUGUUGGUUUCUGAUUUCGGGCGGCUGAGGGGUGACCAGGGUUCCCUUGUGAAGGAUGUGAUUAUUCCGUAUUCGCAUCGCAUUAAUUUGUAUAAGGGUGAAAUUGGAGUCGAAAAUCGGAAUACUUUGUUGUUCUUCAUGGGCAAUCGGUUUCGAAAGGAGGGAGGCAAAAUUCGGGAUUUGCUUUUCAACUUACUUGAAACUGAAGAAGGUUUCAUAAUAAAACAUGGGACACAAUCUAGAGAGAAUAGACGUGCAGCCACCAGAGGGAUGCAUACAUCAAAGUUCUGUUUGAAUCCUGCUGGCGAUACCCCUUCAGCUUGCCGUCUAUUUGAUUCUAUAGUUAGCUUGUGUAUACCAGUAAUAGUUAGUGAUAGCAUUGAGUUGCCUUUUGAAGAUGCGAUAGACUAUAGAAAGAUUGCAAUAUUUGUAGAGACCAACACUGCUCUGAAGCCUGGAUAUUUAGUUUCAAUUCUGAAAGAGGUGACCACAGAAAAGAUUCUGGAAUAUCAGAAAGAACUGAAAGAGGUGCAGAGAUAUUUUAUGUAUGACCAUCCAGAGGGAACAGUGAAGGAAGUGUGGCGUCAAGUCUCACAGAAGCUGCCUCUUAUUAAACUUAUGAUUAAUCGUGACAGACGGCUUAUCAAGAGGGAGUUGAGUGAGCCAGAUUGCUCUUGUCUUUGUACUAACAAGACUGGGAUUAUAAGUUCCUUGUGAUGCCUCCUUUAUCUGCAAGUUCAAUACACACGCAAUCUGCCAUAGUUUUCUCUGAAAUUGUCUGGAUACAAAAGUAUCUGAGUUAGUCAACGCCAAGGAAUUACAAAUGCAAAAACCUACUGACCAUUUAAGGUUCAAGGUUAAAAUUACUUUUCUUUUGUUAUUUUAGUUUGGAUGUGGAAGGGGGAGAGUUUUCUUGCAUGCUGGAUGUAAAUUUAUGAUGUUAAUUUAUUUGUCUUCACAAAUUUUGCUGCAGGAAAUACAAUUUUUUAGGUGCAAUUGUAAUUUUUGUACAUUUAGAAAUAAAAGGAAUAUCAAAGAUCAUUAUUGCCUUUGUUUCUUAA